Cryptococcus wingfieldii CBS 7118 is the source of this 2913-nucleotide messenger RNA. Its product is annotated as nuclear protein. Gene Ontology annotation, molecular function: DNA binding; zinc ion binding; DNA-binding transcription factor activity, RNA polymerase II-specific. Lineage: Eukaryota; Fungi; Basidiomycota; Tremellomycetes; Tremellales; Cryptococcaceae. Gene Ontology annotation, biological process: DNA-templated transcription; regulation of DNA-templated transcription. The transcript has 7 exons. The coding region runs from base 1 to 2913 and encodes 970 amino acids. The record is from RefSeq and is a predicted model, not a curated record.
AUGAACGGCGACCGAUCCACGUCUGCUGGCGUGAGCAGGCAAGGGUCCAUCAACAAUAGCCUUGCAGAUGCCGAGGCGAAGAAGAGGAGAAUACAGCGAGCUUGUGAUGUGUGCAGACGCAAGAAGAUCAAGUGCGAAGGUCCUAUGCAGAGCGGGUCCUCUGAAAAAUGUGCACAUUGCGAAGAGUUCAGCCUUGCAUGCACCUACAACGAACAGGCCAAGCGUAGGGGUCCACCGAAAGGGCAAGCGAAGAAAUGCGAUGCUUGUGCAUGCAGGCAAGUCGUACUGCGUGCCCUUCGUCCUGCUGUUGAUCUCAACGAGUAUGUGGGACCGGUACCAGAUCGCGACGACUUUGAUAUCGUCGCAUACCGCGAAACGCUCCGUCAACAGAAUAUUCCACCGUAUCCCUCUAUAAAACCCCUCCAGUUCGAACAUCGGAAAGAAUCCAAUGGGUCUGCGUCUACGUCGAACACCCACUCGGUAUCACCAGCUGCUGGAGCUGCUUCGCCAUCAAACCAGGUCCUCGGGCACUCGCCAUGGAAAUUGUAUGAAAGAGACCCGAGUCGGCCACCAGACGACGACUCGGACGUCGAAGAGGAGGCUGCUGCGCAGCUCUCUAUCGCAAACUCUAUGAACCAGCUCGAAGUGCGUGAUGCUCACUGGAGAUACCACGGAAAGGCUUCUGGCGCCCAUCUCAUGCGCCAGUUCCAAGAUCUCAAAGGCCAGAUGGGUGACGAUUCCAACCUCAUCGACGAGAUCAAUCAGAUCAAACGUCUCCAGUUCUGGCAAGUGCCCGAAUGGGAGCUCGUCAUUGCCAACGAAGGUCUACAUCCUCUCGACUAUUCUACAUGGCCAGAAAAGGGCUUAGACCAAGACCUCAUCGAUGCUUAUUUCGAUCAUAUCAACCUCCAGUUGCCGCUUCUCAAUCGCCCCUUCUUUCAGCGGCAGUACGACUCGCGCAUGUGGCAGUCUAAUCAUGGGUUCUCGAGAGUGUGUCUAAUGGUGUUUGCCAAUGGGUCGAGAUUUUUAGAUGACCCACGCGUAUACUGGCCGAAAGAAUGGUCGAUGACCGAGGAAGGCCAGAGUCGCCUCGCUCAAGACCUUGAUGGUACACUACGCUAUUCUGCCGGGUGGCGUUUCAUGCGCAGUCUUCUGCGAAUGGGCAGGAGUAUCAUGCAGGGCCCGAACCUGUUUGAGUUUCAGACGCAGGUGCUCAUUUGCAACUUUUUGCAAGGAAGUGCGGUGCCGCAUCUCAUGUGGAUUAUCUCGGGUUUCGGCCUUCGGUCUGCGCAAGAGCUCGGUAUCCAUGUACGGGCUACUCUGCUCCAUGCCGACCCGAUAGAGAGGGCGCUGUAUAACCGGGCGUUCUGGUGUCUGUACCACAUCGACAGAUACAACUGCGCUGCCAUUGGACGUUCGGUCGCCAUUCAGGACACCGACUUUGAUGCCGACUAUCCCCAAGAUGUCGACGACGAGUAUUGGGACACGGGGGAUCCCGAAAAGGAUUUCAAGCAGCCCGAGGGCAAACCGUCCCGCAUAGCUGCAUUCAUCCAAUUACUGAAAUUGGAUCAUAUUGUCGGCGCCGUCCUCCAGACAGUCUACGCCAUCAACAAGCUCCCUGAACAAAAGGCUGAUAUUGCCGCUCAGCGAGCCCUUGUGGUGGAGUUGGAUUCGGCCCUCAACUCAUGGGCGGAUAAUGUCCCGCACGAGCUGAGAUGGGACCCUAGUCGACAGGACCACACGCUCUUUCUCCAGUCUGCGGUGCUCUACGUGUAUCACUACUACUGUCAGAUAUUGAUCCAUCGGCCAUUCAUUCCCACCCCUCGAAACCACCGAACGUCCGAUCUUCCUUCCCUGGCCGUUUGCGUCAAUGCUGCUAGGUCAAUCUGUAACAUUACGGACGCUGCUCUCAGGCGCGGCCGACAAGAGGGUGCUCUUCCGGGGCGUGCUUUGAAUGUGUCAUUCAUGCUGCCAUCCUGGAUUUCCGCCAUCAUCCUUCUCAUCAAUAUCUACUCUGGCAAACAGACCACGUCAGAACGCGAAAGGGCCAUAUCGGAUAUCAAACGAUGUCUGGCGGCUAGCAGGGAGUUGGAGGUGAUUUGGAGGCAGAGUGGAAAGUAUACAGACUUUUUGACUCAGUUGGCGAAUGAGAGCGGAAUGCCGACGGCCGACAAGGUGAACGUCUCUGAGAAGAGGACGUACAGCCGCGGCGAGUCCGAGCCCACGCGGAAAGAGGGUAAGGGCAAAGCAGGAUUCACUUCCCGGGAGUCUCCUGCGGGAGAUAUUGUCUCGCCCCCGGAAACGAUCCUUCCGUAUGUGGACAAGUCCAUGCCUGCUCCCCCAACGCCCAACUCUGAACCGAGUGAGAACCGAGACUAUGGUCUGUUUGAGAUGAGCGGCAUGCUGUCCAACCCACCAGCAUCAAACAUGCCUUUCCCAUCUGGCAGCCAGAACUUUACGGGUCAUAUGUCAACGCCCGUGUCCAAUACUCCCGAUUUUGAUUCCAUUUUCCGGUCGCCUUCGGAGGCGUCUGUGUUCCCUAUGCCAUCGCAAACACACCCGCCUCUGCCCCCGGUGCACCAGUCACAGUCGCAAUCUGGCUUCAAAGCGCCUUUCCCGCCAUCCCAAUCCAACAUGCCAUCCUUCCCCAGCUUUCCGGCCGCCAGCGUGCCACACUCGUAUCAACAAUCCUCGAUACCUCAGGGUCAGGGCACGCACCCGCUCCCAAACCUUGGCCAUAUACCCAACCCCGGGGACGGACAAGAUGCUCAAAAUCAGUUCCACGGCUCGCUCAUGGGCAUGAACUCUUUCGAGUCGCAGUUGCUUGACAUGAGUACGACAGCGUUUGGAGGGCAGGAAAUGGGAGCGGGUGAUGGUGAUUGGUGGGCUCAGCUAUUUAGUGACUAUAUGUAA